Messenger RNA from Benincasa hispida (wax gourd), 1294 nucleotides. RefSeq names its product GDSL-motif lipase 5 (gene GLIP5). The record is from RefSeq and is a predicted model, not a curated record. NCBI's taxonomy places the organism in Eukaryota, Viridiplantae, Streptophyta, Magnoliopsida, Cucurbitales, Cucurbitaceae. Gene Ontology annotation, molecular function: lipase activity.
UUUUAAUGACAAAAAGAGGAACUUGAACAGUAACACAACUUUCUGCUGCUAACCAUAAUUCAUAUAUUAUUGUGUAAUUGACAGUUUAAGCUUAGUUGUGAUCCUCAGGGAGAGAGUCCAUUAAUGGCGACUCAAAGCACUUGCCAUGGCCAUGCCCAACUAGUUGUGUUGUUUGUGAUCUUCUUCACCUACAGUUCCAUAUGUUGCUUCAUUGAAGUCGAAUCACAUCAUUUACCUGAAAAUCAUGCUGCUUUCUUCAUAUUUGGGGACUCUUUCUUGGAUGCUGGCAACAAUAAUUACAUCAACACAACAACUCUUGACCAAGCUAACUUCUGGCCUUACGGCGAAACUCACUUCCUAUUCCCCACUGGAAGAUUUUCCGACGGUCGUUUGGUGUCUGACUUUCUAGCUGAAUUCGCCAAGCUGCCAUUGAUCCCACCUUUUCUUCAACCGGGUUUUUGUCAAUAUCAUAAUGGAGUGAACUUUGCUUCUGCUGGAGCAGGUGCUUUAUCUGAGACUUUUCAUGGGUCGGUGAUCGAGCUCAAAACACAAAUAAAGUACUUUAAGGAGGUUGUGGAGACAUGGUUUACACGAAAGUUGGGCAAAGCUGAAGGUGGGUUGGUACUGUCAAAAGCCGUGUAUUUGUUCGGUAUUGGCACCAACGAUUACAUGAGUCUCUUCUUAACAAAUUCCCCAUUUCUCAAAUCCCACUCAAAAUCUCAAUAUGUUGAGUUGGUGAUUGGUAACUUGACAACUUCCAUCGAACAUGUAUACGACAGCGGCGGCAGGAAAUUCGGGUUCAUGAACUUGCCGCCGAUGGGCUGCAGUCCAGGACUGAGAGUAGUGAGAGGAGAUGAAGAUGGCAGGUGUUUGGAAGAGUUGGCUGAGUAUGCAAAUAUACACAACCAGAGAUUGGUGAAGCUUCUUGAAGACUUGGAGAAGCAGCUAAAGGGAUUCAAAUAUUCACUCUAUGACUUCAGCAGCAGCUUGAGACAGAGAAUGGAGAAUCCAUUGAAAUAUGGGUUGAGGGAAGGGAAGGAGGCAUGCUGUGGGACAGGGAGAUAUCGAGGAGUGUUCAGCUGCGGAGGAAGAAGAGGAGUAAAGGAGUUUCAAGUGUGUUGGAAUCCAAAUGAGCAUGUUUUUUGGGAUUCUUACCAUCUCACUGAAAACCUCCACAAACAGCUUGCUGAUGAAAUGUGGAGUGGUUCAUCCAAUUCCCAUUCUUCCCUCAAGAAACUCUUUCAAACCAUUUGAGAUUGAGAUCGAGCCAUACUUGAGUACAUCACAAAAGCAA